This is a messenger RNA of Puma concolor (puma), 483 nucleotides long. The record is from RefSeq and is a predicted model, not a curated record. Lineage: Eukaryota; Metazoa; Chordata; Mammalia; Carnivora; Felidae.
AUGCCAGUGUUAUCCCCUGAAAUCAAAUUUGAUACUUCUAAUGUCACCAGAAAUUCCCUUGACUGUUUUCUGUUUGAGAGUAGUUGGAGGAAAGCAGUUUUGGAAACACAAAAAAUGAAGAAAGAAUACACCACAGCAUUUGGUCUAGAAGAGCUCAAAGAAUGUGUCAAAAUGCCAUAUUUACUAGGACUGCAAAGUUGCCAAAAAAGUGUAAGUUCAAGUCCACUGGAAGUUCAUCCAAGACUGCUGCAUACUAAUACCGAGAUGCCUCCAGUCAGGACAAGGAAGACUAAGGAGACAUGCACUGUAGUACCAAUUCAGGAGAAACCAAAGGGUUCUGGUUUCAGCGAUCCUCUUGCUGGAGCACCAUCUCAAUUCUUACAGAGACUUUCCAAAAUGGCCAUAUUGGAGUAUGAUACCAUUCGUCAAGAAACUACUAGAAGACCAAAAAAGGGCAAGAAACGAGACCUGCGAGACUGCUGA